CGUAAGAUUUAAAGUUUGGUGCCAGAAGAAGUGUCUUGUUAAAAUAACCGUAUUCUAGAAUUAUGUGGGUGAGGAUUAUGGGCAUAUUACUCAUUGUGGUAUGUCUACCAGGCAGCCAUCAAGACAGUGGGCCUGACCAAGCGAAAUCACCAAGAUUGGUCCGAUGCACAUGACUCAGGCAUAAGUCUACUUGCAGCCGCUCAAGUGUUGCAUCACCACACCUUGCACCUCCUCGGGAUUCAGAUAACAGUGGCUUACAGAAACCUAUCUCAGGACAGGCAAAUCAAGUUCCGAGGGCGUGCCUGCCAAGUGGUGGGAUGCCAAAGUAGAAGAGCGCCAAGGCUACGCAGACCAGCGCACCAAAUCAAGCACUUUCAUUCGUCAUUAAAGAAGUCGUAUGGUCCUGAACGUUCUAUCGCGGCGCUUCCGAAGAGCUGAGUUGACUCCAGCUUCAUCAUGGGCAAGGAGAGCGACCUGAAGAGAUGGUAACAAUACUUCCAAAAUCCCCUGAAGCGAAAUCCUGUUGAAGCCGAGGCACCGCCAAGCACCCAGAACUUUCCAACGUGCCAAGGGACACUUUCAGCAGUGAACGAAGUUACUGCAGCUAUCGGUCAUAAGACAUGGCAAAGCCCCCAGGCCUGUGAGCGCGCUUGCUGAGGUCCCACAACAUGGAGGGAGAUUUUCUUCCAGAAGCCUUUCUUCAGUCAUUUGGAACACCCGUCAGUGUGUUCCACCUUCUCCGUCUUUAAGAAGUAAGGUGAAAGGUCAGACUGGGACCGUUCCUGGGGCUUUCUCUACUCUGCACUGCUGGCAAGCUCCUAGCCAGGGUUCUUCUGGACCAGCUGCUGAAGAAUAUCACUGGCCGCAGGCUCUCGUAAUCACCAUGUGGCUGCAGACUACAGCGUGGCCCCUCGGAUGCGAUCUUCGCAGCGUGUCCGUUACAGGAGCGCCUCCCCAAGGCCUCCUUGCAAUUACCGUGUAUUUUACGAAAGCGUUUCACCUCAUCAGAAGAUCAGGACUCCGGAAAUUGCACCGUAAAUUCGGCUGCCCUGAACCGAACUUAUGUCUUUGAUGAGUGUCAGCAGGAUUCUGAGACGGCUCACCCCGAAAGAUCCAAGGGAUUCCUUGUCCGAUCCAUUUCCCCUUCACCGGUGGAGUAAAGCAGGAAUGCAUGAUAGACCCAGUCCUGUUUGUUUUAUUCUACCCAGUCGCCCUGGGGUGCUGGACUCAGGUGUACGAAUGCACUUCCGCUUCUCCAGGAAGCUUCCAACUCAGCAGGCUGCCCAAGAGUUGAAUGACUGCACCCUAGAGGCAGGGACACACCCCGGAAGACCGGCCGGCAAACGAUUUUGAAAUGCCUGCCACGUCAGCCAGGCGCUGUGGGCUGAUAAGUCUGAAGGUGUUGAAGUAAUGUAUGAGCCUGCGACACCCAAUCGAAGAUACUGCUCGGGACCACGGAGCUAAGUGCCACUGUAUGGUUCUGUUACCUAGGCAGCACGCCUAGCCAGUGAGGCAACAAUAGAGAAGCAAGUAGACAAUCGAAUUAAAGAGGCCAGCCUGUAUUUGGGAGACUGUCAGAGUGGUAACAGCAUGAGUCCAUCAGAGUUGCUAAAUCUAACUCCCUGAUCAGUUCAGUCAACAUCGGUAAUGGGGCGUCCUCAACGUAAACUGCCAGAAGGGACUGCACGCAACUAAAUUCGGGAACGAAGUCCGUUGGCCAGCGCCGAAGAUCUGUGGUGAGAAAAGAGGACACUAAGAUACCUAAAAUCUGCUGUAUGCUUCUGUUCCUAAGAGGAUCCCCGCCAAUCGACUAUGCUUAGAGGAAAGUGAUGGAGCUCUGAACCGAGUUCUACAGCAGAUCCGAGUGCCACCCAAGAUGAAGAGGGGAACGAGCUUGCAUAGCAGGCGGGGCAAGCCAGAGGCCCCAAAGGGAAGUCCCCAGAUCAACAGGAAGUCAGGUCAGGAUGCGGCAGUUUUGCACCCAGGCCGGCCCAGAUCGUCUUCCACCACCGAUGCUCCCACCAGUACAGCUGUUAUGGAAUUUGCCUGUGCCGCGUAUCUACCUGGAGAGGAGGCCACUACGGAAAGGGGUCCCUGUGAACCAAGGAGUCUUCUCAGCCAUCUAAAGGUGAUACCUACGAGAAAGCCUAUCACUAGGAAAUCCAGUCUUGGAAUCCCCAGGAAGAUCGAGCGGUUGGAAGUAAGCAGCCUUGCCCAGACAUCUAGCGCGGUGGCCUCCAGCGCCGACGGCAGUAUCAAUACCGACUCUGUGGAUGGGACCCCAGACCCUCAACGCACAAAAGCCGCCAUCAUCCACCUGCAACAGAAGAUCUUAAAGCUCACCGAGCAGAUCAAGAUCGAGCAGACUGCCCGAGAUGACAACGUUGCUGAGUAUUUGAAACUCGCCAAUAACGCCGACAAGCAGCAGACAGCUCGGAUCAAGCAGGUUUUUGAGAAGAAGAAUCAGAAGUCAGCCCAGACUAUCCUGCAGCUGCAGAAGAAGCUCGAGCAUUAUCACCGGAAGCUCCGGGAAGUCGAGCAGAACGGGAUCCCGCGGCAGCCAAAGGAUGUCUUCAGGGAUAUGCACCAGGGUCUGAAGGACGUAGGGGCAAAAGUGACCGGGUUCAGCGAGGGGGUUGUGGACAGCGUCAAAGGUGGGCUCUCGAGCUUCUCCCAGGCCACCCAUUCAGCCGCGGGGGCCGUCGUGUCGAAACCCCGGGAGAUCGCCUCAUUGAUUCGAAAUAAGUUUGGCAGUGCAGACAACAUCUCUAACCUGAAGGACUCUCUCGAGGAAGGCCAGGUGGAGGAUGGAACCGGGGGAAAGCCCCUGGGGGUGAUUGCGAAUUUUCAGUCGAGCCCAAAGUUUGGUAGUGAGGAAGACUGUUCUAGCGCUACAUCAGGUUCAGUAGGAGCUAACAGCACUGGGGGCUGCCCUCUGGGACCAUCUAGUUCCAAAACGAACACUUUGGACAUGCAGAGCUCAGGACUUGAUGCAAUACUCCAAGAGAUCCAGGAGAUUAGAGAGACCCAGACCAGGCUGGAUGAGUCGUUUGAGAACCUCAAAGAACAUUAUCAGAGGGACUAUUCCUUAAUAAUGCAAACCCUGCAGGAAGAGCGAUAUAGAUGUGAACGAUUGGAGGAGCAAUUAAAUGACCUGACCGAGCUCCAUCAGAAUGAAAUUUUGAACCUUAAGCAAGAACUGGCCAGCAUGGAGGAGAAAAUUGCCUACCAGUCCUACGAAAGGGCCCGAGACAUUCAGGAAGCCCUGGAAGCUUGCCAGACCCGGAUCUCCAAGAUGGAGUUGCAGCAGCAGCAGCAGCAGGUAGUCCAACUGGAAGGACUGGAGAAUGCCACCGCCAGGAACCUCCUGGGCAAGUUCAUCAACAUCCUCCUAGCCCUCAUGGCCGUACUCCUGGUCUUCGUCUCGACCGUGGCCAACUGCGUCGUCCCUCUCAUGAAGACCCGCAACCGGACGUUCAGCACUUUAUUCCUCGUGAUCUUCAUUGCCUUUCUCUGGAAGCACUGGGACGCGAUCUUUGGCCAUGUGGAACGGUUCUUCUCCCCACCUAGAUGAUGCUGAUGAUGUUGUGGGGAGGCCGCUGCCCCCCGCUCUGGCGAGUGCAUGCGGCAAAGAUUAGACAGCAACUUACUCUGAAGUUUCAACCAAUACCAGAGUCGAGUGAAUCUGUUUACAUUUAGAAUAACGUUUUUUCUCUGA
Messenger RNA from Ornithorhynchus anatinus (platypus), 3718 nucleotides. RefSeq names its product transmembrane and coiled-coil domain family 1 (gene TMCC1). Gene Ontology annotation, biological process: membrane fission; endosome membrane tubulation; endosomal transport. The coding region runs from base 1877 to 3574 and encodes 565 amino acids. Lineage: Eukaryota; Metazoa; Chordata; Mammalia; Monotremata; Ornithorhynchidae. The transcript is spliced from 7 exons. The record is from RefSeq and is a predicted model, not a curated record. Gene Ontology annotation, cellular component: endomembrane system.